This is a messenger RNA of Aspergillus aculeatinus CBS 121060, 523 nucleotides long. RefSeq lists its product as uncharacterized. The record is from RefSeq and is a predicted model, not a curated record. The coding region runs from base 149 to 415 and encodes 88 amino acids. The transcript has a single exon. Lineage: Eukaryota; Fungi; Ascomycota; Eurotiomycetes; Eurotiales; Aspergillaceae.
CGCUUUAUUGUACUUCCAUACUGCUUUCCACUUGCUUGUAUAAAAUACCGGCGAGUUCUUCACUUGCCUUGCUUAUCAAAACCUCUAAUAGAUCCCAUGCAUAAUUAAAUCAUUUGAGCGGUAUGUAUCGAUUCUAGUAAUCUUAUUUAUGGCAAUCGUCCCCACCAGUGUUCACUCGACACUCUCGCUCGUGCGCUUCUUACUGUCUCACCUCAAUUUCCCCACGGACUGUCCACAGCAGCUUGGCUUUUUCCAUUUAAAAAAAUACGUAUUCCCUCCUAUUCCCUGGAUGUUCUUCGGUCGAUCCAUCUACUGUUUCUCAAUAUCCCAUGUCGGCCUUUCUCUGACUGUCUGCACAGAUUUGAGAGUUGACCGGGUCAAUCGAUACCGUUAUCGAUCAGGUACCAGACUUUGAGCCUAUUAGUUUCGUCGACUGGCCCGGUGCCAGCAUGUCACACCCAUCGGAGAAUCUUCAAGUUCCGGUACAUCAGCAUGAGAAGAGAUUAGAGGGCGAUACCCCCGA